AACACAUGUCCAGUUUCACUUUCUACUUUAAUUGAAUCAAAUAUUAAUUUAAUUUUUUGUUUUUCCUUAAUAAAAAAAUUCGAGUCUUUAUCUGUAGUCAUUGUUCGGCAUAUAAUAUUAUUAAUUAAGUUAUAAUGCCUGCUCAAUGUUACAUAUGUUCCGGAAAGGCAGUUUUCAAAAGGCCUAAAAAUAGCCAGGCAAUAUGUAAAGAAUGUUUUUUUGAAAAGUUUGAGAAGGAAAUACACGAAACCAUCAUUAAUAACAAAAUAUUUGCCAAAGGAGACAAAGUUGCUAUCGGGGCCUCUGGAGGAAAAGAUUCAACAGUUCUGGCUUAUGUAUUAAACAAAUUAAACCAGCAGUACAAAUAUGAAAUACAACUUGUGUUGUUGUCAAUUGAUGAGGGUAUCAACGGAUACAGGGAUGAUUCUCUAGAGACAGUAAAAAGAAAUGAGAUUGAGUACAAUCUGCCAUUGAAGAUUCUGUCAUACAAGGACUUAUACGGCUGGACAAUGGAUGAGAUAGUUAAAGAGAUUGGACUGAAGAAUAACUGUACAUUUUGCGGUGUAUUUCGGAGGCAGGCAUUGGAUCGAGGUGCCAUGAUGUUGGACUGCAAUAAGGUUGUGACAGGCCACAAUGCAGAUGACAUAGCUGAGACAGUUAUCAUGAAUGUUCUGAGAGGCGAUGUUGCGAGGUUAAGAAGGUGUAUGGCCAUAAUGACGGGGUCAGAGGGCACGCUACCUAGGUGCAAGCCGUUCAAGUACACCUACGAGAAAGAGAUAGUGAUGUACGCCUACUUCAAACGCCUUGAUUACUUCUCGACAGAAUGUUCUUAUUCGCCGAACGCUUACAGAGGAAAUGCUAGAGCGUAUAUAAAAGAUUUGGAAAGAAUUAGGCCGAGUUCUAUACUGGAUAUAAUUUACUCUGGCGAAAGUUUAUCAUUCAAAGAUGACGUCAAAAUGCCUACACAAGGAAAGUGUUCGAGGUGUGAGUACGUAUGCAGUCAGCCAAUUUGCAAGGCAUGCGUUCUUUUGGAAGGCUUGAAUAAGGGUCUGCCUAAAUACGGUAUUGGGAAGCAUCACAAGAAGAACAAACAGCAACAUCAACAUUCUACAAGUGAAACUUCCUAUUGAAUUGAAACGGCGUCUUCUUAUUUUACGAUUAACUUUUCCAUCAUUUCAAUCCACAAUUUUUAACAUUUCGACCGUUCAGAAAAUGCAGGAAUGUUUCAAUUUUGUAAUGUUUCGCUAAAGUUGGGGUAAAGUUUUCUCGUUAUUUCGUUCACUCGUUCGUUCGUUCAUCCGUUCGUUCGUUAUCUCGUUUGUUCGUUCAUCCGUUCGUUCGUUCUCGUAUUCUUCAUAAAUAUAUAUGACCUGACUAAUUAAAAAACAUUAAAUAAAACUUAUAAAAUAGGAUGGGUAAUUCGCGGUGAAACCGUUGGAGGAAAUUAAGUCAUGGCAGUAAAUCAGCUGGUAUAAAGGUUAUAUUCAAUUCCUAUCAAAUAAAUUUUACCAAAUAUCCUACGCAGGCAAAUCUAAAUACAUAUAUAUAUAUAUACGUAGUUUUAAUACAUUUAUAAAGUUGUAUUUACACAUUCAAAUUGUACAAUUGUGUUAUGGUGUAGUCUCAAAUUAUUUUGAAUUCUCUUUGAAAAUAUUAAACUUUU
Messenger RNA from Helobdella robusta, 1663 nucleotides. RefSeq lists its product as hypothetical. The transcript is spliced from 14 exons. NCBI's taxonomy places the organism in Eukaryota, Metazoa, Annelida, Clitellata, Rhynchobdellida, Glossiphoniidae. The record is from RefSeq and is a predicted model, not a curated record. Gene Ontology annotation, biological process: tRNA wobble position uridine thiolation. Gene Ontology annotation, cellular component: mitochondrion; cytosolic tRNA wobble base thiouridylase complex. Gene Ontology annotation, molecular function: tRNA binding. The coding region runs from base 135 to 1130 and encodes 331 amino acids.